Molecule: messenger RNA, 847 nt
Organism: Sphaeroforma arctica JP610
Lineage: Eukaryota; Ichthyosporea; Ichthyophonida
Exons: 2
Coding region: 1-330 (109 amino acids)
Source: RefSeq, a predicted model, not a curated record
AUGAACAACUGCUCGAUCCACGCCAGCACAUAUGGGCGUAUCACCACACGUCCUUAUACACCACACACACCCCUGUCGAACGAGCCGUCUGGUGCUUAUAACACAGCCGCACUCACGGAAACAGAGACAGAGCCAUUGCAUCCCACUAGGCACGCGUGGUAUGGCACAUACACACGGGAUGAAUGCAUGCGUAAGUGGCGUGAUGACUCAUCGCUCGGCUCAGCGACCGAAUACUGCGCAAAGCGUCGGAGAACGGGUAGUGCUACUUUAGCGAGCCUACGGGUGGUUGAUAGUAAUGGACAAGUACAGAGAUGUGCGUGUGGGAAGUGAGACACAGGUCGUUCUACUGUAGCGUGCAUACGGGUGGUUGGUGGUAAUGGACAAUUACAGAGGUGUGCGUGUGGGAAGUGAGUGUGACGUCUGAGUAGGACAAACUCUGUGAGAGUCAAAAGACAAACUCGUGCAACCGCCGUGUCAUACCACAAAAAUUGGUGUCGCAAAAUCGGUUUGCAUAGUGGGAUUAGGCUGGUUGAGAGGAAGCCAAAACUGCCCUGGAAAUUUUCGGCCAUUUUUUGAAGUGGCCAAUAUAUGGACCUGGGGCGGCACACAGAGACAACAGAUGCAAGUGUACCGAACUGUAUUUAUUUGGGACGCACGAGUGUGUGUCACUCGGCUAUAGUUGGAGAUCGAAAGUCCGCAAGUGCUUCGGUUAGACUGAACGAAUGGCCGUGUUGGCGUAGCAACGCAUGACCAAGGGCUGAUUAUAUUUUUAAAACGGAAACAAACCAAGUUUAUACGGCGACCCAUUAGCUGUACAUUGAAACAAAUUGGACAAUAAACUGAGCAG